AAGUGCAGAAAACAUCAAUAUAACCUCAAAUAUUUAAAAAGUCAGUUAUACGAUAGAAUCGAAAUAGAAUCAAACUUUUUAACAAUUAAAAAUGAAAUUUAGAGGCGUAAUAUCUGAAGCAACUGCUCUACGUGAUUUUAUGAAUAUUGGAGUAGGCAUAACUAAACUAUCAAAACACUGUAUCAUAAGAAUUACAAGUUCAAAAGUAUUCUUCAUAGCUUCAGAAGAUGAUUCUGGUACAACACACCCUUACAUUUGGUGUGUUCUACCAGUCAACUAUUACUUUAGAGAGUUUGAAUUUGCUGGCAUGACUGAAGAACAGAAUGAAAUAUAUCUUGAGUUUGCUUCGGAGCAUUUUGCACAAGCACUGUCCACCUUAAAACAAAAUGGCAAACUAUUGAAAAUAAAAUUGGCCAAUAAACAAAUGCCAUGUUUAUCAUUUAUAAUUGAGCAGGUAACUGAAGAUAGUAUUUUAAGUAGAGAAUGUGUCCAUGAUAUUCCUAUUGAUGUGAUAUCUAGAAAACAUUGGAGUGAUUACAAGGAACCAGAGUUUAUUGAUUUUCAUGUGUCUAUCCAUCUACCAAACUUGAAAUCAAUCAAAAAGAUUGUUGAUAGAAUGAAGAAUGUUAACAAUAGUUUGGUUGUGAUGGCAAAUAAAACAGGAAGGUUAACAUUAAAAGUUAAAUCUGAUACUGUUACAGUCUCAGCACACUUUACUGAUUUGAUGAUUGAAUCUUUUGAUGUUGGAAGUAUGGCAACUGUGAUGGAUGACACGCAAUACGAAUACAUAUCAGCGACAAUAGACGCUCGUAAGUUCAUGCAUUUUCUCACAGGAAUGCAGUUAACUAACUGCAGAACAAAAUGCAGUAUAGUACAAUCUCAAAUGGUCAAACUACAUAUUGAACAGACCUCAGCUGUGUCAGUUGAAUGCUUUUUAAUGGAAUAUAAUUCAUGAAGUUAAUAAAUAAUAAUAAAUUAAUAAAA
Dalotia coriaria is the source of this 984-nucleotide messenger RNA. RefSeq names its product Hus1-like checkpoint clamp component (gene Hus1-like). The transcript has 5 exons. The coding region runs from base 92 to 955 and encodes 287 amino acids. Gene Ontology annotation, biological process: telomere maintenance; double-strand break repair via homologous recombination; meiotic DNA integrity checkpoint signaling. The record is from RefSeq and is a predicted model, not a curated record. Gene Ontology annotation, cellular component: checkpoint clamp complex; nucleolus; site of double-strand break. Lineage: Eukaryota; Metazoa; Arthropoda; Insecta; Coleoptera; Staphylinidae.